AUGUCGAACAAUAAUUCGAACUCAUUACCGGAAGAAGAAAUUACUCAUGGUGAUAGUUUAUCUUGGUGGUCAAUAUUUCUCGAUCGUUUAUUGUAUUAUUUACCAUAUCCAAAAGAAGAAUGUCUACGAAUACUUACUGAUGUAAUGAUAAACUAUUACAAUGGUAAUCCUAUUGAAAUAGGUAUUCUCGAAGAAUUCCGAGACAAUUAUAUAGCAGAACAUGCAAUUAAGUGGUACACACGUGAAUCAUUUGUAUACCGUGUAUUAAACAAAGCUUUUCGUCAGCGUAAUUUAUCUCUACUCUUUCUCUUUGGAUUUCUCAUAAAAGAUUUAUAUGAACAAUUGAAAGUUGAAUAUGAAAAAUUCAGAUUAAUACACUUAUCAUCUGAUGUGAUAACAGUAUACCGAGCACAGUUAAUGUGGAAUGAAGAAAUUCAAGAUAUUAAAAAUGGUUAUAAUAAAAUUGUUAAUUGGUGUUUGUUUUCAACUACACGUAAUCGUGAUCUUACAGAUAUCUAUUUAAAUCAAUUCGUACAAUUGACAGAUCCAAUUCAAAAUGUUUUAUUUGAAAUAAAAAUCGAUUUUAGAAAGACUUCCUAUCCAUAUGCCGAUAUUUCAAAUUUAAGUUAUUUUCCAAAUGAAUCAGAAGUUUUAUUUAUGAUUGGAACUACAUUUCAUUUGACAGAUGAUAUUGUGUAUAAUGAAGUUGAAAAACGAUGGUUAAUUAAAUUAGAAUUAGAAGAAGAUAGACGAAAAAUAAUAGAGAAUAAUAGUCUUCCAAAUUCGAACAAUAAUGUUAGUAUACGAUCUUGUCUCAAAAGAGUAGUUCGUACUCUUCUUCAACGUAUUGCUGUAAUGUCAACAGAUGAUAUAUACAUCAUAUUUGAGAAAAUAUCUGAAUUAUUUCCUACAGAGACGAAAUGGCUUUUUGCUAUUGGAUCUCAUUGUGUAGCUAAUCAUAUAGAUCAUAGAUAUGGCAAUGCUUACGUCCAAUUUUCAUCAAGAUUAGCUAUUUAUAACAAUGCAUUAGUAAUCUGGCAACAAUAUAUAGAUGAUAUCGAGUUAAAUUGUUAUUUGGAUAUGGGAGAUAUACAUAUGGAAAUUGGUCGAUGUUAUACACAUUUUUUGUUUCGAGAUUAUAAGAAAGCUGAAAUUCACUUUAAUUUAGCUUUAGAAAAUUAUGAACUAGCACAAAAAAGUGUAUUUAUUGGCAAUAACGAAAAAACAGAUGUCUAUGAGAAUGUUAUUGAUAUUUAUCAGAUAAAGACUGAUCAUGGAGACAAAAGUAGCAAGACUCUUGAAAUGGCUAUAAAAAAUAGACAAAGUUAUGUUGAACAUUUAUUAAAAUCCCGUGAUUCAAACGAUAUUACGCUUGUCGAACCUUUUGAAAGACUGGCAGAGUUAUAUAAAUCCGUCAAAAAAUAUGAUGAAGCACUAAUAAAUUAUGAAAAAGCGUUGGAAAUCUCCAAAACUCAAGCAUCACUUGAUUAUAACGGUAUUCUACGUCAAGCUAAAGAGAUCGUUGAUAUUUAUACAAAAUACAAAAAUGAUCCUUAUUCAGCAAUGAAAUAUGAAGAUAUUAUUCGCGAUAUGGAAUCUAAAGAAGAAGUGAAAUUCGGACGGUUUAUGACAGCAUUAGACCUACACAAGCAAAGAGCUGUAGAUUAA
Molecule: messenger RNA, 1668 nt
Organism: Rotaria sp. Silwood1
Lineage: Eukaryota; Metazoa; Rotifera; Eurotatoria; Philodinida; Philodinidae
Source: the annotation of a GenBank genome assembly